AGGUGUGAUGGGAGGGACUACUCUCAGCAGUGAGCUCUUGAUUCUCUUAAGUGAAUCCUCUACUGAGAUUAUUUCAGUUGCUGGAACAAUAUUAUGUGUGGUUCUUUUCUAUUUUUACCUUCAACGAUUGGAUAUUCAACUUAUUGGAGAUGUUUCACACCAAGAUGACCAUUCACCAAUUCCAGAGACAAAGGUCAUGACCUCUACUCUUCCUUUCUCAGUCAAAUUUAUAGAAGAAUCAUCAUCUCCUGCAUCAUUUAAAGAUGGAGUUCUGAUUGAGGUUCAUACAUCAUUUUCUUGCUUCCUUCAUGUGUUUUGGGUAGUUGACUGUACAUCAUUUUCAGAAAUGCUGAGAUCACAAGACUGUCAAUCUGUUAGACCAAGAGGCUUGAAUUUAGCAGGGAAGCUCGAAGGCAUUUCGCAUUCAAACUCUGAAAAAUAUUUCUUGGAUGCAGAUACUUUAAAAUCUAUUCAAUUGAAAUUCAGGGAUGACUUCAACCAAAGCAUCGCAGGAUCAGAAAGUGAAAGUGAUUUUAAUCUUGGCCCAACUCCAAGGUCAAAAUAUCCUCUUGUUAUCCUCAUGAGUCUGCAUGAUGAAAACUAUGAAACUUGGUCACACAGUGUAUCGAUUGACACCAUGCUGUGGAUAGUCCAUCUACCAGACACUGUGGUAACCAAACCUCUUCAUAUCAUUAGCCAAAUGCUCAUUACAUCUCAAGGAUUAGUCUGUGAUGUUCAGAAAAUGUACAUGGCCGCAGAUGAGACCAGCUUUCUCAACGAAAGACCGAGUGUUGACGAGGAACCAUCUUUGGGUGAUAAUAAUCAUAGCAUACCAUUCAGUGAACAUGCAUCUUUAUCAGAUUCUACUAGUAGAGAUAGCUUUGGUGAUGAUGUCAGUAGGAACUGUAUUGUUUGCCAGAAUGCUUCUAUCACACGGGUCAUCAUACCCUGUCGGCAUGCGUGCGUGUGUCAGAUGUGCUUGGAAAUCCUCAAUGCCUGCCCAAUGUGUCGAGGAGUUAUCAGUAGCCAUUUUAGACUUGAUGGGACCGGAAACACGGAUAAUGAUGGGGAUGAACGUUCAUCAGAUUUAGAUGAUAGAGGAAAUGACUGGAAAACCAGACUGUGGAAUAUGAAUGAGAGGUUGAAUGAAUUGUUUGGAUUUAGAUGACAAAUGGAGAUGUGUAUUUAUAUCAACUUAUAGACUUAUUCGUACUUAACAAAACAAAGCUCAGCAAUAUUUUUAUCAGUGUUCAGACAUCAGACAAAUUAUCUCACUUCCUAGUAUCACACACCAUCACUGUCUCUCUCAAGGAAAUAUAUUUUUGU
Messenger RNA from Lytechinus variegatus (green sea urchin), 1326 nucleotides. RefSeq names its product cell growth regulator with RING finger domain protein 1-like. Bases 8 to 1168 code for a protein of 386 amino acids. The transcript has 6 exons. The record is from RefSeq and is a predicted model, not a curated record. NCBI's taxonomy places the organism in Eukaryota, Metazoa, Echinodermata, Echinoidea, Temnopleuroida, Toxopneustidae. Gene Ontology annotation, biological process: negative regulation of cell growth.